This is a messenger RNA of Aureobasidium subglaciale EXF-2481, 1106 nucleotides long. RefSeq lists its product as uncharacterized. NCBI's taxonomy places the organism in Eukaryota, Fungi, Ascomycota, Dothideomycetes, Dothideales, Saccotheciaceae. Bases 99 to 908 code for a protein of 269 amino acids. The transcript has 3 exons. The record is from RefSeq and is a predicted model, not a curated record.
UUCGCUUCCGGAUGGUAGAGAGUGGCGUCUAGUCAAAGAUAUCGUUUUUGGAUCGGCUAAGAUAUCAUGUUCCGGCGAAGAGAGGUGAUUUUGGAAGGAUGUCGAGUACUCGGAAAGCCCGCGCAUCACUCCGUUUCCCACACCUUCGCGAACCGCAAUCCCCAUGUGCCUCUGGCGAGAACCGAGGCUCGAAGGAGCGGUCGAAACCUUAUCGCUAUAUACCCCCGCCAAUGAGAGGUCUUAUCGUCUCUUGCGCCAGUUUGCUCGUAUCUUCGCAAGGCCCUGUUUUAAUUAUCAAUCGUUCUACGAAAUUUGCCUUGAUACACAACCCAUGCUCAUCGCGCGUCGAGGCACUAAGCGACUCUCACAGAACGGUGUCUGCUCCCUGUCCAAAUGCCGCCCCUCAGGCUCGACACUCGCUUUCGCUUCCAUUAGUCAUCUCUGAUCAGCGACUUGGACUUAGGCGAGCUACCUAUCUCCAGGCUCAACCCCGCAAGGAUGGGAACCUUCACGGACCAGCCAGGGUCACAACGGCCGAAAGCACGCCUCCAACCAUGAGCACCUCAUCUUUCUCCGCACCAACACCAUCAUUGUCUAGACGAGGCGCCCAGAGGCCCUUUAUUUGUGCCUUUGCUCACGCACAUCCGCCUAAAUAUGCACCUUUCUUCCACCUGACGUAUCUGAUCUCAUUGCUGACUUUACCCAACCGCGUGCGCCGGACGUUAGUCCUCGCCGUACAGAGUUCAAUUGGUCAAAGUCUCUGUAAAUAUUAUUCCGUGCCCUGGCUAAUUCGCCGAAUUCAACAAUCGCUUCAUCCUUUGACAAACGUCCGAGUUCUCCUUACAUGUGAACAUAGCAAAGCUUGCUGCGGCCUUGCAUCCGUGCUUCGCGAAGCAACAAGUCUGUGAUGAGCCCAUAGAGCGGUAAGACCGGAGACGGGCCUUUCAUUAUCCUGACCUCAGCUGCUUUGAGAUGUGUGGUCACGUCAACAGGCUCGCGCUGUUGGUCUCCUCAUCUAAAUGUGUAUCGUUGAUGGCCUGCACCCCUCUUUUGACAGCUGCAAGCAUAACCGACAGGCUGGCUACCAACAACAAUGCGUUGACGGC